UUGAGAGAGGUUGACAUUAGACAAGAUACUGAGGACUUAGAGUGAUAAAAGGAAAACACUAGAGCAGAACAGGAGGAGUGAGGUUGCAUAAGCCACAAUGAGAACAUUACAUUCUCCUACGCUAUUGCUGCCGGUUCUGCUGCUGUGGGCUGUGUGUAGCAUUUCUGAGAUUCAGGCUGAGGUAACAACUGUUAAGCUGUGUGGCCGAGAGUUCAUCCGUGCAGUUGUCUACACCUGUGGGGGCUCCAGGUGGAGGAGGCUGAGCAGUCAGCAGGAUAUGGAAGUGCUUUUUAAUGGAGAUCCGAGCAGUGCUGAGGAUUUUAAUGAGAGUCUGGGGCCUGAUCUGUCCAGGCGAGACCUGAAUCUUGUGCUGAACAACAGGUGUUGUCUUGUUGGCUGCAAGAAAAGUGAUCUCUCGAAUCUCUGCUGAGAACUGAAUCUUUAUUUUUCUAAAUGUUUUCUUUGUGUUCUUUAUUUUUUUUCUUUUCCAUGUUCAGUUCUCUCUCACACAAGCUGAAUAUGAGGGCUUCUCAUUGAAUUGUGUGUACAGCCAGUUUUAAUUAAUAUAAUGUGUCUGCCAGUAUAUUAAUCUUAUUUACAAAUAACUAAUUCUGGAUAAGAUCAUCUACACUUGUGCCCUAAACUGCACUAGAAAAGGAGUGGUUUAAUUCCAACACCAGUGACAUUGCAUGUUGAGGUGGAAAGAAGUAAUCAUUUAUUUUAUUUUUUAUUUGUAAUUUGCAUUUUGCAAAUGUUGUCAAUAAAUGUUAUCG
Xyrauchen texanus (razorback sucker) is the source of this 773-nucleotide messenger RNA. It is a transcript of the gene insl5a, whose product is annotated as insulin-like 5a. Gene Ontology annotation, molecular function: hormone activity. Gene Ontology annotation, cellular component: extracellular region. Bases 98 to 430 code for a protein of 110 amino acids. The transcript is spliced from 2 exons. The record is from RefSeq and is a predicted model, not a curated record. Lineage: Eukaryota; Metazoa; Chordata; Actinopteri; Cypriniformes; Catostomidae.